AAAUUUUUAAAAAAGUGAAAUACAGAAAAUAAUGAUAAAUGAACCAAGCCUAAAACAGGGUAGAGAAUGACAGUCUGACCUGUUAGCUUCAUCUCUGAACUUUGUGCUAUAGUUAGAAUCCUAAAUACAACUUAAACUAUUCAUUUUAUGUAUUCAAACCACUUUUGUAGGGCUGAUACAAAGUUGCACAUCAGGGACAAGCUUUAAAAGUUCAAUACUCACCUUACUUUACAUUCUAGCAAUGUGUCCCCAUAACUAAGGCAACUCUUUUAAGCAUAUGUUAUAAUAUGAUGGGAUAUGAUGUAGGGUAUGUAAAACCAGUUUAAGUUACAAAUUAAGAAAAUCAUUAGAAAACGCUUGCAUCUAUAUUACUAAAUAUACUGCAUCACUUACAUUAUUAUAACUGUUUUGGUGGAUGUUGUCUUUGUAAUAAUAGGAUUCGCCUUUUAUGUUUUUUCCCUUUCUUUCUUAUAUUUUCAUCAUUCUGCUCUGUAAUAUUGACAAAGAAUAGCUAUAGACCUACACACCCAAACAAUAUGCAAUACUUAUAAUGAAAUAAGAGCUUUGCAGGGAAGUUAGAAAAAAAAAAGUGUUGUGAAGUAGGAUAUAAUCAACUCUGAUCAGAUGGAAAAACAACCCUGGAAUAGUUUGGGAAUAAAACAGAAACAGAAAGAGAGGAAAUACAGAUGAUGGGCCAGUGUGUUUGUGAGAGACUUUGGGGGAGAAAACAGUUUAUAUUUCAUCCUUCAGCCUCCCUGCACGGAGACAUGUAAAUGAGUGUAAUAGCCAUUAAGAUGUGCUCCGGUGCGUCUUAUCCGGUAGCCUAUAAUUCCUAGCAGCGUCCCUUUUGGUUGGUAGCUAAGCUUUAGACAUCUUCCCAUUGGAAGUUCACCGCGUCACAAUGAGGGCGGACAGUGGUGUGGUCCGCACAGCCUGUGUCAGGGGAGGCUGAGGGUGCCGCCUAAAAGCGUGCCUAGUUAUUGGAUACGUGUUGUUGCUAGGGGCGUGGGUUGUGCCGUGAAAUAUUCUAGUUUUCCAGAUCCCACAGAGAUUAUAUUUAGGGAAGACAACAGUCGUCUCACCCGGACGAGAGAUGCGCUGGGAACUGCCUGCCUCCAAACCUGAGGGAAACGGUGCCGCAGUGAGCAUAAUCUGAUAAGCGCGUCUGUCCAGCCUUCCCCUCCGCUCCAGGACAUCACUGUGGACAGAAAAAGUACGUACGGAUAGUUAAAAGGAAUGAUGCAGAGAUGCUGAGGUCACACUUCUUCGGAGCUGAUUCAGAUUUUCACCCGGAACACCAGCUAUUUUAAUUGCAUCAAUCAGAGCGCAGGGUCGAUCGGUGUUUACAGGGGAUGACAGCUGCGCACUUGGUCGUCCCGUGAUGUGUCUUUGGAGGGAUUAGUGUUUGCCACAGCCUGAAACAUCCUGUAGGCCAGUGAUUUGUCUGCGGAACAUUUCAUGUAUUGGAGCGGGGAUCUUAUCCAAUGUGGAGGAAAUUAUUUUUCGUGAGCUCAUAGCUUGAACUGGCAAUGACAUCAGGCUUAACUUGAAUAGCUCUGUGUGUGUGUGUGUGUGUGUGUGUGUGUGUGUGUGUGUGUGUGUGUGUGUGUGUGUGUGUGUGUGUGUGUGUGUGUGUGUUGUACUGCAGCAAGGUGGAUCGGGGGCGCGAAGUUGAAAGGAGCAAUGCACGCAUCCUCCGAGCUGGACAUUGCAUGGGGAUGCUCUGUGUCCUAAACACAUCCGAGGCAUAAGGCCAAAUAUCCUCAGCUGACGAACUGCGUCACUGCAUGCGAGUGUUGCAGGUAGGCAGCAAACUCUCCCACCACCGGGAGAGGAGCAUGCUCAUCAUCCUCCUUACGCAAUGUCGCCGGUAGUUUAACAAUUUACCGGGGAUGGAUUCGGCGGACGAUUCAAGCAAAGAUCCGCCACUGGGAUCCACGUUUUCCUCAGCACCUAAUUUAGACUCGGACAUUAAUGCAAAUGCCUUCAGGCCUAUUUAUGAGAACGGGGCGGACCACAAUGUCAACAUACAAAACGCAGCCCUGCGGGGAGCCAGUGACCCCAGCGCGUAUCCCUCCACAGACUACCGGGGGCUGGUCCGCCAAAGGUUCAUCCGACGAAGUUUGUGGGUUUCAGACUCCGAGGAGCAGCCAGUGGAGCAGCCGGAGUGUGUCAACAGCAUCCCGGUGGUCAACAUCGACCUGCGCACCAUCGUCGGUCGGAGUCGGACCCGGGUUCUACAAGGAACCCGCCUGGGCCUCCAGGAGACUUCAAGCACGGAGAGCCAGGUGGAGCUAAAGGACAGCGCCACGGAGAGCCUGAGCACCGACGAAGAGAAGGUAGACAGAAGGGAAACCGAGCCCAAGGUAGAGGCUGUGCCCUCCGAUGUUACAGGUAAAGCAGGAAGUGAUGAGAACGAAGAGGAGCCCGGGAUGAAGGCUGUGUCCACCUCACCUGGUGGGCGUUUCCUCAAGUUUGACAUUGAGCUGGGCAGAGGCUCCUUCAAGACGGUCUAUAAAGGUCUUGACACCGAUACUUGGGUCGAAGUGGCCUGGUGUGAACUCCAGGAACGUAAACUGUCCAAAGCUGAGAGGCAGAGGUUCAAAGAGGAGGCAGAGAUGUUAAAGGCUCUUCAGCAUCCAAACAUUGUGCGAUUUUAUGACUUCUGGGAAUCACCAGUGAAAGGGAAGAAGUGCAUCGUUCUGGUCACAGAGCUGAUGACCUCAGGGACUCUAAAAACGUAUCUGAAGCGCUUUAAAGUGAUGAAGCCUAAAGUUCUGAGGAGCUGGUGCAGACAGAUUCUCAAAGGUCUCCACUUCCUCCACACAAGGACUCCUCCAAUCAUCCACAGAGACCUCAAGUGUGACAACAUCUUCAUCACUGGUCCCACUGGCUCUGUCAAAAUAGGAGACCUGGGCUUAGCAACACUUAAGAGGGCCUCCUUCGCUAAAAGUGUCAUUGGCACUCCAGAGUUCAUGGCCCCAGAGAUGUAUGAGGAGCACUAUGAUGAGGGUGUGGACGUCUACGCCUUUGGGAUGUGUAUGCUGGAGAUGGCUACUUCAGAGUACCCCUACUCUGAGUGUCAAAAUGCUGCUCAGAUCUACCGCAAAGUCACGAGUGGGGUGAAACCUGCCAGCUACGGUAAAGUAAGUGACCCGGAAAUUAAGGAAAUAAUUGGGGAGUGUAUCUGUCACAGAUGGGAGGAAAGGUACUCCAUCAAGGACCUCCUGAAUCAUGCCUUCUUUGCAGAGGAUACAGGUGUGAGGGUGGAGCUAAAUGAAGAAGAUGAUGGGAAAAAAGUGUCCAUCGCACUAAAGCUGUGGGUCGAGGAUCCUAAAAAACUGAAGGGGAAGUACAAAGACACUGGUGCUAUUGAAUUUACCUUUGACUUGGUCAACGAGGUCCCAGAGGUUGUCGCCCAAGAAAUGGUGGAGUCAGGUUUUUUCCUAGAUUGUGAUGUGAAAAUAGUUGGAAAGUCAAUCCGGGACCGUGUGGCUCUCAUCAAAUGGAGGAGGGAGCGAACUGUCUCGUCAGGAAAUGGCGAGGCAGCUGUGAAGAAGACGCAGCAGAACCUUCUGCAGGUGCCUGGUACUGGCGUACCACAGGGAACCACAUUAACAACGACAGAUUAUGAAGACCAGGAAGUGGAGCAGCAGAGCCUGAUCUGUACCGUGCCCACCACCAUGUCUACCACAUCCGACAGUGGAUUGACCUCCACCAUGCAAUUAGACAAUCUAAACAAUCAGCAAAACGGCGCCUACCAGUCCCUUCCAGAGCCCAUUUCCACAGCUCAGAUGAUCUACAGUCCUCCAGAGGCUCAGCAGCACCAGGGGCCCUACCAACAAGCCGCAGCACAGGCCUCACAUGACAACUACACACAAGCACCCACGCAGCAAAUCACAGGUCAGCUGCAUCCUGGGACCUAUCAACAACCUGCAGCACAACUGCACCAAGGGUCUUAUCAGUCUCAAACACGUCACUACAGUGAUCCCUUUGUAGGCCAAGACAACCUGCUCAUCACUGAGAGCACUGUGUGUUUUAGGCGUGGAAGUGCCUCCCUCAUUCAGAUGUUACGGUGUAGGACUCACUCCCUCCCUAAGAUAAUGAAUCCAAGCCCCUGUCUGUUUACCUCACAGGAUCUGACUUCAACAAAUAGCACAGAGAGCUCAAUGCACGCCCCAGACUACCCAUCCUUUGACUCUGCUCAGUAUCCUUCAAUACCAUCUCCUCUAUUGUCCCAACAUCAACACUCUCAUCAUGACUCAGCAAGUCAUUUCAGUUCACCUCUCUUUCCCCCAAAUUUACAACGUCCCUCAGAGCUGUGUCUGAGCGUGCCACGCAGACCAAGGCCCCACCGCCACUGCAAGGCUUGUAUGUCUCUCCUCCUGAGGGACAGGACAAAGGGAGGCGGAUCUUUGGGACACACACGUAUACGCUCUUUCUCCACAUCCGCCCACUUUACUCCAGUCUCUAAGCCAGACUCACCCACAUCUCCUCAUAAGGCAAGGUCUUCUUUGUAUGAAGGUGGAGAUCUCACCCUUCUUAACCACUGUCUCCGUCACAUCGUCAGCCGCAGAACAAGUUCCCCCUCCCUCUCAGAGAAGGGAGCUGUCUGUCCCAUGCACAACCACGAGUUUUCAGUAGUUGAGCACGUAGACAAGAGCUUGGAUGUUCCACUCGUCUCAAGCCCAAAUCUGGACAGGAAGCUGCUGUUGUCACUACAUGACAGCAAACGCAGACCAGAUCCACUGACAGUUUCUGCUCCAGCUACGCCAGCCUCUACUGCGCACCAGAGUAGACAGACAGCACAGAGCUUCCCAGCUGCAGCCACCACUCUGCAGACACAGCUUACUGCCCAACCCAGCCAGGAGCAGUGCCAUCUCCAACCAGCUGGUGUCCUGCCGCAGCUGUUAUCUGCUGACCAGCCUUCUUCUCACCUGAGUCCUCCUGACAUAGCUACCAGUUUUCCACAGUCAGUCUCCAGUGCUCCUACCCCACACCUGCCCCUGCAGAUCAACACACAGUUUCCCCCACCCCAUCCCGUUGUUCAAACAGGGGGCCACAAGCCCCCUCCCUUCUCCCCAGCUCCUCUGCCAUCUGCCUACAGUAGCAGUAUCCCUCCUAUAUCUAGCUCCUACUACUCACCUUCACCCCACCAUCCCACCCUUCCUCUGAUUCCUCAUGCUGCCUUGCCAUCUAUACCUACUCUUGGCACACCUCAGACCCCUCUGUCCACACCUCAGCACGUGCCCAGUGUGGCACCCCCUAUUCCACUUCUCGCCAUGGCCAUGUCCUUUGCAGUGCCCCAGCAGCAGGGUGGCCCAUCCAUCUCUCAGCCAAACCAUGUUAGCUUCCAUUCCACCCAUCCCUUACCUCUCUCCCAGGUACAACCCACCCCAUACCCUGCCCCCCACCCUGAGCAGGAACUGGCUGAGCAGCCUGUCCAGGUACAGACGAUUGCUCCACAGGGGAAUCUGGGAGACGUUAAGCUUUUGGCUGCAGUUCACCCUGUCUUACCUGCUGUUCAGAUUCCUCUCUGGGGAAGUGGAGUGAAUGCAGAAACUACUGCACCUGGAACUGUAGCUCAUACAGUUCUAGCCUCAGCCCCAGUCUCGGUCUCAGCUACAGCGCAAGUUGAAACUCAAGCCCCUGUACAAACUCCAGCUUUAGUCCCAGCACAAAAGCAAACACCAGGCCUGGUGUCAGCUCAAGCUGCAGCAAUGCCUCAAACUACAGUCCCUACAUCAGCCCCAGUCCAAGCACCAGUCUCAGCAUCAGGUUCCGCUUUUGAACCACCAAAAGUCUCAUCUACAAACUCAGAUGCUUCUUCAGUCAUUGGCAAACCCCAACUCUCAGUCCCAGGGUUGGUCUCUGCCCCAAUCUCUGUCAAGCUGCCAGCCCAAGCUCAAGUUGCAGGCCCUGCUCUUGCAUCAGCUCCUGUCGCAGCUUCAGCCCCAGCUCCGGUUCUGCAGCCUGCUGGCAUCCAGACAGCAGUCUCAAUGCCCGAGUGUGCCAGCCUGGCCACGACUCAGCAAAACCUAGAGACGACAUCUGCAUCUAGCACCCUACAGAAAGAGUCCUGUGUAGAGGAUGUGCAUCAGGAGAAACCAGUUUCAUUACCCAGCUAUGCCUAUGACAGUCUUAACUCUGAUGUGGCGUCUGGUAAGGAAACAAGUGAUGGCUAUGACAGCUUGGCUAGUGGGGGGAAAGGGGAUGGAAAACCCAGGAAACACCAUCGCAAGUCUGCCCGCACACGCUCUCGGCAAGAAAGGACUAGCAAACCCAAACUGAGCAUGCUCAAUGUUUGCAACACAGGUGAUAAAAUGGUUGAAUGUCAGCUGGAGACUCACAACCACAAAAUGGUGACAUUCAAAUUCGAUCUGGAUGGAGAUGCUCCAGAGGAAAUCGCCACUUACAUGGUAGAAAAUGGCUUCAUCCUACUGUUAGAGAAAGAGAUCUUCAUUGACCAGCUAAAGGACAUUGUGGAUAAAGCUGAAGACAUGCUGAAUGAAGACGUUGAGGGUGAGAGGAUGUCCACUUUGAGUUGUAGUCCUCAGCAAGGCCAGGCUUCUGAAGGGCAAGUAGGAGAGAGUCCACAGCCUGGAGCACCUCAGCCUGUCUAUCAGCAGAAUGUUCUUCAUACAGGAAAGAGAUGGUUCAUAAUCUGCCCUGUAGAAGAGACUCCAACAUCCAGCCAGGAGACCCCGUCUGAUGGUACAACUACGCAGUCACCUGGGAGUUCAACCACCACCCAGCCUGCUGACAGUGGCACUGCAAGGCCAUCUGUAUCCAGAGAAGACGGGUCAUCCUCUACAAUGUCGGGUGGAAGUGGAGGCUUCACCUAUGACGUGUAUGGAUUCUGUAGUCCUCCAAUAAUGUCCAACACAGACCCUCUUACACUCUUGGCCACUCUGUCUCCACCUGUGUCUGCUCCCCCAACCCUUCAGUCUGUGGAGCCUGUCGGCAGCUCAUUACAGCCCAGUGUGCAUCAGGCCCAGCCAGCCAGAGCUCAAACUUUGCCUCCAUCAUCCCCACAUACCUCUUUCCAAAUGGAUGAGUCACAGGGAUCUCCUUUGGGCUCCAUCUCCCCCACUCAUGCUGCCCAGCAGAUGGCAGACAUGACAUGUCCUGUUUCUGCGGCAGAGGAAGUGCCCUGCUGCCCUCUGGUCAUGCCCCUUUCUCUGGAUGUGACCUGUUCACAGGGUGGGUCUCCUCUCACUCCUCUUCCACUUCAGGAGGCAGGUUCAGCCAAAGAGCCUCUGUCCGUCUCCUAUGCCUCUACAGCACGGAGCGAACGCCCACAGCAGCCUGUGGUGCUCCACCAGCCUUUUUCCAGUGUUGGAGGGGCCAAAGUGUCCUCACUACCCCAGAGCCCAGCGCCCUCCCAGCAUGGUCCAGGGCCUGGUGAGUCAGACGGUGAAGGACGGCUGAGCCGCGGGGGCUUUGUGGACAGCACCAUAAAAACACUGGAUGAGAAACUGAGGAACUUGCUGUACCAGGAAUAUGCUCCCAUGUAUCCAUCAGGCAGUGCUGCAGAGACACCGGGCUCUGGCACCGAGUACAUCCAGUCUCCUCCUGGUCCUGACAGCGCCACAGGAGGGUCAGGAAACACGACCCCAGGGCCUAUGGGGGACGUACGCUAUAGGACAGGAGAACAGCUGCCUCAAAUUCCAGAAAGAAUGGAUAGUUUGAGCACCCUCAGUGACUCAGCUGUGUGCGCUUCCCUGUCAAGAAGACAUGUUCCUCACUCUGCUUCCUGCUCUGGAACAAGAGGCCGAUUUAAGAUAAUCUCUGUUCCUCCUGAAGUGGCCAACAGACGUGAUGUGAAGCAAAGGAGCUGGAGCAGUGCUGCCUCACCAGCGCACCCUGCAGGUUACAGUGGGGACAACAUUCAGAUGGAGGCCAUGGCUGCUUCCACCACAAUUGGCCGUUUCUCUGUGAUAAGCACUGAAGAUGAAAUUACACAGCGGACACGUUGCAGCCGCUACUCUGCCCCACCUGAUUUCUACCUGGACACGCCCCCUUCCACAGCCAAGCGGGGCUCCCUGCCUCGUGCCCUCACCUCAAACUCCGUCCCUGUGGACAUCACAGUCCAUGCUCGUUUCCUCUCCUCUGACUCUGGGGCUGAGAGCAGCCCAGCAAAGCUGGCUCCUGCCACCCCGUCUCAACAUACUCGCUCUGAGCGUAGAGGAAGUGACCUCAUGAAGAGGGCAGUGGCCUUCCUCCGUCGUUCAGGACGUAGCAGCAGUGUACAGAGCUCUGACUCUCCAAGUAGGCAUGGAGGCGUGCACGGCUCGGCCUAUGCCAGCAGCGAUAAUGAUUCAGAGAUGGAGGACUCAGACAUGAAGAAAGAACUACAGAGACUCAGGGAGAAACAUUUGAGGGAGAUCUCUGAGCUGCAGGCGCAUCAGCGGGGAGAAGUAGAGCUGCUGUAUCGCCGACUCGGCAAAGCCCCUCCCCCUGCUUUGGGUCUCUCACACAUUGCACCACCUGCAGGCCGUAGAAAGAGGUCCAGCAAGCACAGGCUGAAGCCUGGAAAGCUUCUCAGCCCUCUGGUUCAACAAUUUAGAAAUGUCACAACCAAAACUAGUGACUCCAGCAGAUCCACUACAGGUACAAGUGAGCCUGCAGUGAGUUUAAAUGGGUCUCCAGCCAAAAAGUCUUUCCCCACUCACGGCAGGGCACGGUCAUGCACCAGCCACCUUCCCAGCUCAACCUCAGAGCCUGUGCAGACUCAGCCCUGUUCCCUCAAGGGCUCCUUGUCCUCUGAUAACAUUUACGCUGGACUCCAUGGAGAUGGCACUGGCACACAAGCUCCACCCGGACAAGGGGCAACACUGAAGCGACUAUGUCUCGGCAAAGACCGUAGCCACAGGUCUGGAGCUGGACCAGGGGCUUUCACUCAAUCACAGCAGCCACCUACUGGUGCCACACCUCCUCCUCAUCAGCCAGUUAUUGGACUGGCCCAGGCUCAAGCCAAUAACAGCAACAACAAGAGAGGAACCUACACUGGCACAUCCAUGAGUGUCAAUGAAAUCAAUCUGCCUGAAGACUUGCAACGGCUGAUGGAUGACUGGGCCCAGGAGGUUCUUAUUGUCACCCACAGACCGCGUACUAACUCUCUGAGUAUCAGUGGACAGCAGUUUUGGGAUCAGAUGGUGCCUCGAAAACAUGGACAACCCCCUAGUGCUGCAGAUGUAUCAUCAUGGACAGCUGCGGGUUCAGAUGGCUGCAGUUUUCCGCUGACGUGGUCUGACAGCUCUGGCUCAACAAUGAUUAACAGCCCCUCCACAGGACGCCAUCCCAGUUAUCACUCUCCUGCUCGUUUCAGGGCCUUGUCCUCUCCUCUCUCUGUUAGCCAGUGGCCUGGGUUGCUCUUCCCCUUUCCUUCAGGAGUCUUUGCCUUUCCUGCUGUGCCCUCAGCCCAGGAUGCCCCCAGCCCCAUUCCAGCUCCAUCAUAUCAGCCACCCCACCCCAAAGCAAGGACUCUCUAAACUGAGUAGCAUUUUGUCUUCCAACUCUGUUACCAAAAACAAAUCUCCUUGUGGUUCUAGUCAAUCUUAUGUGCAUAUACUGUAUAUAUUUAACCAGCAUGUAUGUAACCAUAUGUACAUACUCGUCUCCAUUCCUGAGUUUUAUGUUAUUUAUUUCAUUUGCAUCAACAUACCUCAUGUCCAUAUUACAGUACAUUAUCCUUGAGUGCAGUGUAAUGGUAGUAGUACAUUAAAAGGUGUAUAAUUAGCCCAUUCAGGCUUAAAAAUGCUGAUUUUUGUCACUGCUUAUGUAUGAAUUUUACCUCUUGUUGAAUGUACAUAAUGUACUGUUCAUUCAUGCAGUGUUUAUAUAAAUAGUUAACAUUUGUGUUGCUCAUAUCACCCCUAUAUAUAAGCUGCCGUGUGUAUAUAUGAAUUCUUGUUAGUCUGUACAUAGCUCCUGUGUUUGUACAGUUAACAUUAGAUAAUCCAUAGGUUGGUGCUGCAGCUAUGUGUCUUAAUGCAACACCUUAUUAGCCACCAUCAUGCCGUCACUGUGAAGACUUGACAUCCUGGUCACUAGGACCGGUUGCUUUACUCUGCUCUCUUAGUCGAAGGAUAGGUUUCAUUCUUCAUCAAUGAAAUGCUUCCAGCACAAGCGCUUGAAAUAUCCUUAAGAGAUUUGAAUGAACUUGAACUUUAUCUUCAGGUGAAAAAAAAACACCUGUGAGAGUGCCUUGAAUUGCAGUUUCAGUUUUCUGAAGAAAAACAUUUAGAUUCAAAGCAGACACUAGUUAUUCUAUAUAUGCUUUCACCUUCAAAGGUAAAUUACGUGAUUUGAAUAAUGAAUGUGGAGUGAAACAUAUUUAAUUUAGCAGGAAAACAUAAUUAAACACUAUAAUCUGGUUAUAUUGCAGUUCAUAAAAAUAUCACAGAUUGUAAAAAGAAUCCAAAAACUGAGUUAGGUUAUACAAUACAGUAUAUUUACUGUAGGUUUUUCCUUGUUCACUGAAGUCAUUUUCUUAUGAGAUUACUCGACCACCGGCACCGCAGCCUGCAUGAAUACACUGUUAUUCUGAAUGUGUACAGGUUGAUGUGGUGAAUUUCGGGAGGAUGCUGUUAAGAAAUUGGUAUCGAAACCAUACGACAAGGAGGGCUGAAGGACUCAACAUAUGAGUCAAAAUCAUAAUCAUCCCAUACCUCUACUAAUGCAGUCUGUAGCUUUACAUAUUGUUGCCUUUGUGGGUUUUAAGAGAUUACUGUGUGGUUGUUUGGUAAAUGUUGAUAACAUGGUGAUGUUAGAGGCGCACAAAGAAUGUGAAUUAUUGAAAAGCAACAACUGUUUGACAUGUUAUUUGUAUAAUGCAUAGGUUUUUCUAAGUUGUGUUUAGUAGAUGCUGGUCUUGCUACAUCAUCUGGCUCAUACAGCUAAUUGUAUGUAUUAUGGCUGACUCAAUUCAAAGGUCUACAACAAAUAUUACGUCAUCACGGUUUCACUUGUUUUGAUAGUAUGACCUCAAAGACAACACUUUUGCUUUCAUGAUGUAUUCUGGAUAAACAAAUCAGUGGCAAAAAUAAAUUUAGUCAAGAAGUAG
This is a messenger RNA of Thunnus maccoyii (southern bluefin tuna), 11068 nucleotides long. It is a transcript of the gene wnk2, whose product is annotated as WNK lysine deficient protein kinase 2. Gene Ontology annotation, molecular function: chloride channel inhibitor activity; potassium channel inhibitor activity; protein serine/threonine kinase activity. Gene Ontology annotation, cellular component: cytoplasm; cytosol. The record is from RefSeq and is a predicted model, not a curated record. The transcript has 29 exons. Bases 1893 to 9494 code for a protein of 2533 amino acids. NCBI's taxonomy places the organism in Eukaryota, Metazoa, Chordata, Actinopteri, Scombriformes, Scombridae. Gene Ontology annotation, biological process: intracellular signal transduction; protein phosphorylation; positive regulation of sodium ion transmembrane transporter activity.